Diabrotica virgifera virgifera (western corn rootworm) is the source of this 884-nucleotide messenger RNA. RefSeq lists its product as uncharacterized. Gene Ontology annotation, molecular function: lipid binding. Gene Ontology annotation, biological process: lipid transport. The record is from RefSeq and is a predicted model, not a curated record. The transcript has 4 exons. Bases 243 to 821 code for a protein of 192 amino acids. Gene Ontology annotation, cellular component: extracellular region. NCBI's taxonomy places the organism in Eukaryota, Metazoa, Arthropoda, Insecta, Coleoptera, Chrysomelidae.
AAUUCUUUAAAAAUGAUUCCCAAUACAAAAGUCUAAUAACACUUAUACAUCCAGAUUUAAAAAAGGUCAUGACUAACUGUAAAUAAGAACAUUCUGAAUGUAAUCAGCCGAUAAGCAAGGUCAAAGGUGCAUUCGAAGAUACCAAUUAACAGCGUGACCAACCCUCGAUAUAAGAUCUUGAAACCUCUGCGCCUUUCUAGUUCAAGUUGAGUUGCCUUGACAUUGCCUUCUACACUUUCAAAAUGAACAAAUACUUCGUUUUCGUUGCCAUUGCCUUCUUGGCUAUCCAGGCUGUUGAAUCCAAACCGAGGGCUUCCCAACAACAACGCCCAGCUGCCCAAAAUGUAGCAGAAGACGACCUCGCCAAGAAAGCUCAAGAUUUGAUCAAAAAAGCCGAUGAAGUCGUUACCGGAAACCUCCCCAGCACCGAACAGAUCAUCAACAACGUAGAGGAAACCGGCAAAAAAUUGGUUAGCAACAUUAAAGAUUUCAACGACUACCUUAAGACCCAACUCACUGCAAACAAAGGUGAUGUAGACAAAAUAUUGAGACAAGUAUCUGACAAUUUGCACGCUACCAGUGAAAAAAUCCAAAAAGAUGUUUUGGGACCACAAGGACAAAAGAAAGCUUCUGAAAUCAGAGAAAACUUACACGCACAGAUCAAAUCCGCUGCCACUCAAAUUGAAAAACUUACUGCAGCUGUCAAACCCGAAGCAGAGAAAGUGAAGAAUGACUUGUUGGCUGCUGCUAACCUCUUCUUGGACAAAGCCAUCAAUGUUGCCGAUGACUUGAAAAAAGUAGUCGCUGAACACAAAAACUAAAUGAUCUAGUAUUUUAUAUUUAUGAUGUUUUAAAUUUUUAUGUAAUAUAAACAUAAAACAAUA